This is a messenger RNA of Aureococcus anophagefferens, 1644 nucleotides long. RefSeq lists its product as hypothetical. The record is from RefSeq and is a predicted model, not a curated record. Lineage: Eukaryota; Pelagophyceae; Pelagomonadales; Pelagomonadaceae. Gene Ontology annotation, biological process: proteolysis. Gene Ontology annotation, molecular function: dipeptidase activity; cysteine-type exopeptidase activity. Bases 1 to 1644 code for a protein of 547 amino acids. The transcript has 2 exons.
AUGGCGCCUCUCACCCUCGUGAUCGCGUCCUUGACCGUCGCACCGGUUCUCUCGUGCACGAGCGUGCUCUUCGGCCCCGGCGCGACCGCCGACGGCAGCGUCUGGGUCGGCCAGUCCGACGACGGCGAGGGCGCCGGCGAUGCGCGCCUCGUGUGGGUCCCGGCGAUGGACUGGCCGGCGGGCUCCAAAAGGCCGGUCUUCGACUACGGCGACUUCCCGCGCAUCGUCGACAGCGAGCGCAAGGUCCCGGCCUACUUCCCGACGGACAAGUUCAACGAGACGGCCGGCAAGAUCGGCAGCAUCCCGCAGGUCGCCCACACGUUCGGCUACUACGAGGCGGACUACGCGAUCUCCAACGAGCACGGCCUCGCCUUCGGCGAAUCCACGGUGUCGGCGAAGAUCUUCACGACGCCCGUGAGCAAGGGCGGGCCCGCGCUCCUGAGCAUGUACGAGCUCUCGCGUUUGGGAGCCGAGCGCUGCAAGACCGCGUCCUGCGCCGUCGACGUCAUGGGCGCGCUCGCGGAGAAAUACGGCUUCUGGGGCGACGACAGCGUCGACACCGGCGGCGAGUCGUUGCUGGUCGCGGACCUCGAGACGCAGUGGAUCUUCCACGUGCUCUCCGCCGACGAGCAUAAGGGCGGCGCGAUCUGGUGCGCGCAGAAGAUCCCGCGCGACCACGCCGCGGUCGUCUCGAACGCCUUCGUCAUCGGCGACGUCGACGAGGGCAGCGACGACUUCCGCUACGCGAAGUCCAUGCAUGCCAUCGCGAAGGCCAGGGGCUGGUGGGACGGCACCGGCAAGCUCCACUUCACCAAGACCUUCUCCGCGGGCGAGUACUCGAGCCACGGCUACUCGGGCCGGCGCAUGUGGGCGUUCUGGUCCGCCGUCGCGCCGUCCCUGGGCGUGGAGCCCGAGUACGACGUCUACGUCGACGCCGUCGGCGGGAACUUCCCCGUGUCCGCCAAGACGGACGCGCCGGGCCUCACGCGCGGCGACCUCUUCGACAAGAUCUACCGCAACUACUACAAGGGCACGAAGUACGACCUCUCCGCGGGCGCGGCGGCGGGGCCCUUCGGGACGCCGAUCCGCGUCAAGCCGGGCGAGGGCGAGCGCACCGUCGCCGGCUCCUGCGGCAGCGACGCAUCGCCCUGCGAGACGUGGGAGCGGUCCAUCGCGUCGUUCCGGUCGACGAACAUUCACCUGACGAACCUCGCCCCGAAGGCGUCGCCCGUGCUGUGGUUCCUGCCCUACGCGGCCGUCGCCGGCGUCUUCCUGCCCGUCGACGUCGUCUUCGGGCCGACGCCGAGCGCGCUCGAAGGCGUCGACAACCGCGCGCCGGACCGCUCCAAGGCGUUCUGGGCCUUCCGCGAGCUCGCGCAGUAUGCUUACCCGCGCUGGUCCGUCGUCGAGCCCGAGAUCCAGGCGCUCCAGAAGCGCCUCGAAGGCGACGUGACCGUCGCGGCGGACGCGGUCAUCGCCGCCGUCCGCGAGUUGUACGACAGCCUCCUCGUCCGCGACUCCGACGGCUGGGACUACGACGCCGCCGCGCGCGUCGCGAACCGCGUCGGCUACCCGGCGGCGUGGCUCGACGACAUCGGCUACACGAAGGGCACGACCUACGCGUGCAAGACGACGUGCCCCUAG